Messenger RNA from Leptosia nina, 960 nucleotides. NCBI's taxonomy places the organism in Eukaryota, Metazoa, Arthropoda, Insecta, Lepidoptera, Pieridae. The record is from the annotation of a GenBank genome assembly.
AUGUCAAAAUCCGAAAUUCUGCCUCAAUUUUCGCUCUCAUAUGAUUCCAAAAUCCUUCAUUGGGAUAAAAUCAUAAUACACAGAAUCAGUACUAUUGAACACAAAGCUCAAUUAUCUAUUUCCGAUAUUAAACAACGUACUGAAGAUUUCAUGGAUGCUCUAUAUAUGGGCUACGCACGGGUUUUCACGGACGGGUCCAAAACAUCACAUGGUUCUGGUUGCGCGUUUUAUGAUGAAUCUGCGGAUUUUGGGGCCAAAUUUCGGAUCAAACAUCCAUGUAUACCUAUAAUGGGUGUCGAACUUGUAGCAAUUAUGGAAGCAAUUCAUUACAUAGAAUCGACAACUCAUCGAAAAAUUGUAAUUCUAACUGACUCGAAGAGCGGUCUACAGCAUCUGAUAGGAUGUGCUAGGGGCAACAGUGUCGGUAGAAACGAAACUUACCUCAUUAUUAAAUGUAUACAUAGAUUGAUACGUAACGGGGUUGAAGUUCGUUUACAAUGGAUUCCUUCACAUGUGGGCAUAAUGGGUAACGAAAUAGCAGAUUCGCUGGCAUUCGAGGCCUUAAAGAACGGUAUCCCGCUGGACACUACCCCGCAUUAUUCUGAUCAUCUUUCAAAAGUUAAAAUGGAUAAUUACAUUCAGUUUAAAUCUUACUUCGAUGACUGCUCGAAAUCUAAAGGUAUCUGGUACAAAUCUAUUGUAAAUGUACCUCCACGUAUACCCUGGUUUUCCUCACUCAAUCUCACUAGAAAGGAUCUGGUAAUUUGCUUCCGAGCCCGAACAUAUCACCUUCCACUCAACAAAUUCAAAUUUAUUAUGAAAAAAAGAGAUGAUCCAAAUUGUGAACGGUGCAGCAGAGUAGAGGACUUUCUCCACUUAGUUCUAGAAUGUAAAAUCAACGAACAACCUAGGUUGGAACUCCUAAGUGACAGCCAGUGCUCUGCUAGGGAUUUCCUCUAG